Molecule: messenger RNA, 417 nt
Organism: Lycium barbarum (goji berry)
Lineage: Eukaryota; Viridiplantae; Streptophyta; Magnoliopsida; Solanales; Solanaceae
Exons: 2
Coding region: 1-417 (138 amino acids)
Molecular function (GO): zinc ion binding; nucleic acid binding
Source: RefSeq, a predicted model, not a curated record
AUGGGAGCGAACAUCGUUGAAGAAGCUGCUCCAAAGAAUAAGAAAAGGAAGAAACCUUUUGGAAAGAGUAAGGAGCAGAACAAGAAAAAAUUCAAGGGCAAUUGCUAUAAUUGUGGGAAAGCUGGCCACAAAACCCCAGAUUGUCGUCUCUCAAAAAAGGACAAGGGAAAGGGACAAGCCAAUAAGGUGGAGAAGAAUGAUGACAUGGAUGAUCUGUCAUUUGCAACCUACGCUCCCACUAGACCCGAAGAGGAACUGUUUAUGAGAAAUACUGCAACAGCUAAGGUUGAAGGAUAUGGGAAGAUACUUCUGAAGAUGACUUCCGGCAAGGUGUUGACUCUCAACAACGUUCUGCAUGUUCCAACAAUUAGGAAGAAUUUAGUUUCAGCCGGUCUACUCGUCAAAAAACGGGUUUAA